This is a messenger RNA of Onthophagus taurus, 2713 nucleotides long. RefSeq names its product chymotrypsin-2-like. Gene Ontology annotation, molecular function: serine-type endopeptidase activity. Gene Ontology annotation, biological process: proteolysis. The record is from RefSeq and is a predicted model, not a curated record. NCBI's taxonomy places the organism in Eukaryota, Metazoa, Arthropoda, Insecta, Coleoptera, Scarabaeidae.
AUAUUAUCAUCGAAGAUGCUGACACAGGCAAACACUCUUUGCUCAAAAUUAAAAAUUCCUGGAGGAGGUUGUUCCAGUAUUGUAUCUACUUCCUUUACCUACUUGUCUCAAAAUUCUAUGUUAUUCAGGUUACCUUCGUGCAGUUACUCUUGUUUUAGACUACCUUAUACUGGUUGAUCCACAUCAUACUGCUCUUCUGAUCCUUACAAGCAGAAAACUUGUUCUUUUAUCUAUUAUCAGGUGGACUAUUUGGUUAUUUGUAGUUCCAUCUGGUGAUAUAGGAAUAAUGUUAAACUAAGUAUCAUAUUCCAGAUUGUAGUCCAACAGUUAUUAAGAAUUCAGCGUGUUUUUACGUAGAAUCUUAAGCUGAUUCUGAAACUGUCUUCAGUUUUUCUCCAUCACGUCCAGUUUUCGAGAUAUCCAAAAAAUAUGGAAAAUCGUAAAUUAAAAUACCUAGUAACGGUUAUGUUCAGUGUAUUUUUGAUUUUGCGGAGUGUGUUUCUGUAGCUAUAUGGACAUGAAAGUAGAGAUCCAAACGAACAUUUUGAGGUAUUAAUGGUAUUAAUCGGAUCCUCCGUUAUUUUGAUACAGCCUAAAACAACUCAACAAAAUCAGACUUUUUUGGCAUUUUUCCCAUUUUUUUACACAUAAUCGCACCGUGACAAAAAGAGUUAUAUAUGAACAAAAAAGUUAGCUUUGCUAUCCUGUAGAACAUUUAAUUCUCUAAAUAUCGAAGCAUUGGACACCGUGGUCGACCGUAUUUUACCGGAAAUAUCGUUAAUUUACGAGAAUUGUGCAAAAUUUCAUUUUUUGCCAUUUUCACUGCAUUGUUGAAACAUUAUUACGAACAAUUUUUUUUUAAUAAAGAGGUGUUUUAACUCUUCCAGGCACUAAGUAUAAACAUUAAAUUAAAUUCUACUGUCCUUAGCUAUAUACACCGUUUCUCCAAUUGUUACAUUUAAAUGACUCAAAAUUUAGUUCCUUCCAAAAGAAAAAAAUAUUUGUUUUUGUAUAUGUUGCGAAAGUAUGACUACAUCAAUAGGAUUUCCCCUUGCAAGUCGAGCAACGCUGGAAUGUUGCGGAAUAUUACAAAUCUUUACUACAAUAAUCAUUUUUUUUACAUUUAGCUUCAAUUAGUAUCCCUCAUAGUAAGUCCAAUAAAAUAUUGCGGUCGAAUUUUUAUACUAUUACAUUUUCUUUCGGUAUGUAUUCGAAGGAUUUAAAAAACAAAGUAACAUUAUUGGUAUGCGGCUUAACGUCAUACAAAAGUUCUCAAACGUUAAAAUAUUUGUAUUUUUAGAUUUAGUAGGAAUUUCAACGUUUUUUUUUAUUGCAAAGUUCGUAUAAGGAUAAAUUCUUAAACUAGUACUAAUUAGAUGUUGAACUGCUAACAAGUAAAGUACAGUGUAUUUCUUUUUCAUUUAUAUAAACAAACUUUUUUUACUAAAACGACAGUAUAAAAUAAAGUGACGCAACAUGAACACCAAUAAUUGUAUUUACUUUAUACUUUUGUUGUGCUUGUCGGUUCAUUCCAAAACCAAAGACAAAUUUUUAGAUGUUCAAGAAAAACUUAACAACAAUAAUUCCUAUAUUAAACAUGAUAAACGAAUAAGAAACGGACAAAACAUCGAUAUUACUGCUGCAAAUUACUAUGUUUAUGUUAUCUGCCAUCAAUCUCAUUGUGGAGGUACUUUAGUGAAACAAAAUAAAGUUGUAACUGCAGGUCAUUGUGUGGAUAGCUGUACAUCAAGUCAAUUUCAAAUCGCCGUUGGUUUAAACGAUCUUUCUCAAUUAAGCCAAGCGAAAAAAUAUAGAGCUAAUUCCAUUCGACUACAUCCGAGGUACAACAAACAACAUCCAUUUCCAUAUGAUGUUGCUGUAAUUACACUUUCACAAAAUGUUGCAUUGAACGAUAAAGUUGGAACAAUUAAUUACGUUAGGGAAAUUCCACCUUUACUUCGUACUUUAACCGUAGUCGGCUAUGGAUUUAUUAAUACAAAGGGCCAACAACCAAGGAAGUUGCAAAGAGGUCAAGUAAGAAUUGUAAAAAAAGAUAGGACACAACUUUUCACACAAGCAUUAAUAGGCUCUAGUGUUCUACCCGGUGAUUCAGGUGGUCCAGCGAUUUACAACAAUCAAUUAGCGGGGAUUAUAUCAGGGACACGGUCAUUAAAUAACAUCAUUUUUCAGAACCUAUUUGUUGCUGUGGGUCACCCAGAUAUUUAUGAUUUUAUUAGAGACAAUAUGUAAUCCUGAAAUAGUUUCACAUUAAUAAACUUUGAAAAAUAAAAAAACUUUACAGAUUAUUUUUGGUUAAAAGGGAAGAUUAUAUCGAAAUAUGUUGUAUUUCUCUAUUUCUAAUCCUCUGAUAAACAUGAUUGCCACAUGGAAAAUGUGUAUCUUACAAUCAUACAGAGAGAAGUGCACGGUCUUGUACAUAAAAUUAAGUUGUGAUCACAGUAAUACCAUAUAGUGUAGUAUAUAAGUUAGGCAACAUAAUAUACUGACAAUACGUUGCUAACUUGAAAGCUCGUGUUUUACUAAGCCGAUGCCUACGACAUUCCAGGCCGUAAUGUGAUGGGUUCGAGGUACAGGCUACUGUAACAAAGAUAAUAUAGCAGUAUAGAUGUUUUAAAAAGACAUUCAGUAUUAGACGCACCUUACUUAUACUUAAGUAAAAAAAGUAGUUUUGAUAUAAUUAUUUGCUCAUAUA